UUCUUAUUAAAGCUCGCAUUAUCUACGGUAUUAACCCAAAAAUCUCACCCCGUAUUAUUUCCAUACAUAUACAUAUACAGACAAUCCUCAUGCAUCCGUAACCACCGUUUCUUCUAAGCCCGCCCCAUUUCUUCUUCCAUUCCCUCCUCAAACUUCACUCACAUACAUCUAGACAUACACAUAAAACACACAUGUAUAUGCAUACAUCGAUCGUUUUUAAACAGUAAAAGCAAAUCAAGAUUACAUAAUUCUCAUGCAUGUAUCUGUAGAUAUAUUCUAUAUACAGUGGGAAAUUGAUGAUGGAGGGCGAUAACCCAUUAGCCAACGCCAUAAGAGCAAGCUUCACGAGACCUUCAUGGGCGUUCCUUUUGCUUAUAUUCACGGGGAUAGCAAUUUUUAGCAUCCACAUCACCAGAAACACCAUCUUUCAACUCGGGCCCAUCUCGACCCAGGCCGGGCUGGAGAGGCCCGGAGGGCCUCCGAGCUGCUCCGGUCUAUUUGAGGCGCCGCCGCCGCGGAAGGUGGUGAAAUCCAUCUCAGAGUUUGGCGGAGUGGGCGAUGGGAGGACUUCCAAUACGGCAGCGUUCCGGAGGGCGAUGGAGUACAUGGAGAAAUUCAGGGGGACAGGUGGGGCCCAGCUGAAUGUUCCAAAGGGGAGGUGGCUCACGGGAAGCUUCAAUCUCACCAGCGAUUUCACGCUGUUUCUGGAAGAUGGUGCUGUGAUCUUGGGAUCUCAGGACCCUGAGGAAUGGCCCAUCAUCGAGCCGUUGCCUUCAUAUGGAAGAGGGAGAGAGAGGCUGGGAGGGAGACAUAUUAGCCUCAUUCACGGAAAUUCUUUAACCAAUGUUGUGAUUACAGGUCAUAAUGGCACAAUUGAUGGUCAGGGGAAGAUGUGGUGGGAUCUUUGGUGGAAUAAGACACUAGAGUGCACCAGGGGCCACCUUGUUGAAUUGAUAAAUUCACAUAAUAUUCUGAUUUCCAACCUCACUUUCCGUAAUUCCCCAUUCUGGACCGUUCAUCCUGUUUAUAGCAGCAAUGUUGUGAUCAAAGACAUGACCAUCUUGGCACCUCUACAAGCCCCAAACACUGAUGGUAUCGAUCCAGAUUCGAGCACAGAUGUCUGUAUUGAAGAUUGUUACAUUGAGAGUGGUGAUGAUCUAGUAGCCGUGAAAAGUGGCUGGGACCAUUACGGUAUACGCAUGGCUCGGCCGAGCGUAAACAUAACUAUAAGACGAGUGUCAGGGACAACUCCAACGUGUUCAGGCAUUGGAAUUGGCAGCGAGAUGUCUGGUGGAAUUAGAAACGUUUUGGUGGAGAACUUGUAUGUUAGAGAUUCAGCAGCCGGGGUACGGAUCAAAACCGACAAGGGGAGAGGAGGAUACAUCACGAAUAUUACUAUACGAAAUAUCAUGAUGGAGAGAGUCAAAGUUCCCAUUAGGUUUAGCAGAGGAGCUGAUGACCAUCCCGAUGAGAAAUGGGACUCCAAAGCAUUGCCGAAAGUGAAAGGGAUAUCUAUAAGUAAUGUAAUCAGUGUAGAUUCACGAAAAGCCCCAUUGCUACAGGGGAUAGAUGGGGCGCCAUUUGAGGAUAUUUGCAUGAAAAAUGUUAGUAUAAGCGGCUUAUCACCUUCUGUGAAAUGGAACUGUGAAUUCGUCUCUGGUUUUAGUGAUGGGGUUUCCCCUGUGCCAUGUUUUGAACUGCAAAAAAAUGGCUCAUCAUCUUGGUGCGCAUAUUCCUGAACUACAGGGGGAGUGCAUUUUCAUCCUUACAGUAUGGUUGUAAAACACAUGGAAAGAGAGCAUACGAUUUUUGUGUUGCCAGACAUAAGAACUACGAGCCAGUGUACAAGUGAAUAGAGAGCUACGAGCCAGUGUACAGUGUAAGCGGCUCUGUAGUUUUUCAGGAAGGGCUGUGCUAUUAGAUUCAUGUUUACAGUUAGCUUUGGGUGAGAGGUGACAUACUGUUAACAACUGAUAUUCAAUGCAAAAUUCUAGCAGUUGCACCAGCAUAGGUACAAAGAAAGGCAAUCUUCUGCCAAUACUUGUCCUUUUUAUUUCAUACAUACAGUUGCAGAGUUUCUUGCAUUUUCAUCAUUUUCCCUCUCUUUUUCGGAAAAGAGUUGAUUGUUUAGAAUGUAGCCGAAACUCUUAUCCGUUCAUCGGACAACAGAAGUCCAGGAUUCUGAAACUCUAAUUUUUCAGAAACAUAUACAAAUGACUACUUUUAUUGCUUCCAUAGUAUAUAAAUACAUUGUCUUAUUUAUGUUAGUCUACAAUCUGUGCCAUGUGAUGCAGUUGGCAGAAUAAAAGAGCACAUCAGCAUGUGAUGAUUGUUAAUCCAACACAUUCUGCAUUAUUUGUGCCCAUCCAGCCUAAUAAUUUCAAAUUAUUGUGAAAUAAUUUUCAGAUUCCCAUAUGUUGAUUUCCUCACCUAUGACAUAUGAACUCUUAACAAUUACAUAUAUUUUAGAAGUAGAAAGAAACAAGAAAAACAAUAGGACUAAGAUACAUAGUAAACGCAGCAUGAAAGU
Molecule: messenger RNA, 2530 nt
Organism: Sesamum indicum (sesame)
Lineage: Eukaryota; Viridiplantae; Streptophyta; Magnoliopsida; Lamiales; Pedaliaceae
Source: RefSeq, a predicted model, not a curated record